This is a messenger RNA of Cicer arietinum (chickpea), 619 nucleotides long. RefSeq lists its product as uncharacterized. The record is from RefSeq and is a predicted model, not a curated record. Lineage: Eukaryota; Viridiplantae; Streptophyta; Magnoliopsida; Fabales; Fabaceae.
AAUCUAAAGACAAGAUUAUUCUUCAUCAAUUGAGUUGCUUCCGAUAAUUAUAUUUAUAUUAUAAACUAUCUUAAGACACUGUUUGUGGCUCUAAACUAAAAAAAAAAAUGCUUCCAGGAGUUGAAUGUGCUCGAAAGAGAAGGUUGCAUCAGAGCAGAGGAAGUUGUGAUUCCACAACAACACCCUCACUUGGUUUAUAUACAAGAAACCUCCAACCCAAAGCCUCUUCACCCUCUUUAAUGGAAAGAAGCGUGUUAAAGGUGAAAUCAUUCUCAGAUGAGGAACUGGGAGGAUCAGCAAGAGAAGCCAAACGGAGAUUAGAUGAGAAGUUCACAGCAAGUAAGCCAGAAAAGAACAAGUCUUAUUUGUGGUUUAUUGCACAACUAAAACCUUAGUGAACCCAAAUAGGGGAAUCCUUCAUACAUAAAUUGCUCUUUUCUCUCUCUUUCUUAUAUUGAAAGAAAUGUUAUGUAAUUUUUUUUUUCCUAUACAUAUGUAAUGUUUUAUAAGUGAGUAAUAUCUCAUUUAUAAAAAUAACUUGAUCAAAUUGACUAAUGAGUCUAUUUAUUUAUACAUACAAGCAAGAAAUUCGUCCUCUUGUAGGAUCAAGCCGUUGUUA